CAUGGUCCUCAAGGCCCUCAUGACGACUCAGGAGGUCAAGGCCAACCAGCUGGAGCCUCUCUUCAACAGCGCUGUGAUCAAGCAUGCCCUCUACCGUCUCAUCACCGAGUGCAUCCGCAACUCACCGCCGUCCGACGAGAGUGAGGACGACCUCACGGCAGCAUAUGGCGGGGCCAGCCCCACCGACGACAGCAUGAACACACAGCUCUUGAUGUACUGCCUCCCCCCUCUCGUCACAAGAACUCCUCAAGAUCCCCCCACCCCCCCCUACCCCAGCGGCGCCCGACAACACCGCCGGCACUUCUGGCGCCACACCCACACCACUCCCUGCGGCCCCGCAGGCCCCCGCUGCUGCAGCGGCAGCCAUCCCGAGCCCGGCGGCUGA
Messenger RNA from Vitrella brassicaformis, 385 nucleotides. The record is from the annotation of a GenBank genome assembly. NCBI's taxonomy places the organism in Eukaryota, Vitrellaceae.